Cannabis sativa is the source of this 315-nucleotide messenger RNA. RefSeq lists its product as uncharacterized. Lineage: Eukaryota; Viridiplantae; Streptophyta; Magnoliopsida; Rosales; Cannabaceae. The coding region runs from base 1 to 315 and encodes 104 amino acids. The transcript has a single exon. The record is from RefSeq and is a predicted model, not a curated record.
AUGGGCUUGCGGAAAUGUAUUGGUUCGGGUACGACUGUGAGAAUCACUGAAGACCCUUGGCUUCCUAUUGUAAACCGGCCUACACCAGUCCCAGUUACUCCUGGACUCGAGAACUUCAAUGUGAGUAGCCUCUUCCAAGUUGGUUCCUUAAAUUGGGAUGUUGAUGUGGUUAGAGACUUGUUUUCUCCUACUGAUGCAGCUGUAAUUCUUGGCAUCCCAAUUAGCCAUACUACUUAUGAAGACACCUGGUAUUGGCUAAAUGAGAAGGAUGGCUUUUAUUCUGUUAGAAGUGCCUACAAGUUAAUCCAAGAUUAG